Messenger RNA from Cannabis sativa, 438 nucleotides. RefSeq names its product secreted RxLR effector protein 161-like. The coding region runs from base 1 to 438 and encodes 145 amino acids. The record is from RefSeq and is a predicted model, not a curated record. Lineage: Eukaryota; Viridiplantae; Streptophyta; Magnoliopsida; Rosales; Cannabaceae. The transcript is spliced from 2 exons.
AUGAAAUGGACUAUGAGGUACAUAGCAGGCACAACUAAAGUGGGAUUAGUGUACAUAAGACUUAACACUAAACUACUGAUUGAAGGGCACAAUGAUGGUGACUAUGCUGAUGAUAGAGACAACAGAAGAUCAACAACAACCUACUAUUUUAUAAUAGGAGGUUGCUGUAUAAGUUGUAAGGUACAACUCCAACCAGUUGUUGCAUUGUCAACAACUGAAUCAGAGUACAUUAUAGUUACUGAAGCAAUAAAGGAAGCACUAUGGCUUCAAGGUCUCCUAGAAGAAGUUACUAAGGUCAAACAAGUUCCUAUUGUGUAUUCAGACAGUCAAAGCUUUGUGCAUGAGUUUGUUAGGUGUAGACACUGGAGGAUAGACCUAAAGGAGACAAGAGCUAGGACCCUCAAAGAAGUGCAAGCUGAUACAAAUCAACUUAUAUGA